Molecule: messenger RNA, 879 nt
Organism: Drosophila pseudoobscura
Lineage: Eukaryota; Metazoa; Arthropoda; Insecta; Diptera; Drosophilidae
Product: histone chaperone asf1-like
Exons: 1
Coding region: 136-771 (211 amino acids)
Biological process (GO): DNA replication-dependent chromatin assembly
Cellular component (GO): chromatin; nucleus
Molecular function (GO): histone binding
Source: RefSeq, a predicted model, not a curated record
UAGUCCGUUUAAUAUAGUCAAUUUAACAACGAAAAACUCUUCAAACACAAAUUCUUGACGUAACUAAGUAGUCACCUAAAAAGGCUUCAUUAAAUACGUCGUGUGUCGAAGGAGAAGGCUCCCAAAAGUUCAGUCAUGGCCAAGGUGCACAUCACGAAUGUUGUGGUGCUGGACAACACCAGCAGCUUCUUCAAUCCCUUCCGGUUCGAGCUGACAUUCGAGUGCAUCGAGGAACUGCCGGAGGACCUUGAAUGGAAAGUGAUAUACGUGGGCUCGGCCGAGUCCGAGGAGCACGACCAGGUACUGGACACCAUCUACGUGGGCCCCGUGCUCGAGGGUCGUCACAUGUUCGUCUUCCAGGCCGAUCCGCCAGAUGUUAGCAAAAUUCCAGAACAGGAUGCCGUAGGCGUCACUAUUGUGCUGUUGACGUGCUCGUAUCGCGGGCAGGAGUUUGUGCGCGUCGGCUUCUACGUGAACAACGACUAUGAGGAACAGGAGAUGCGAGAGAAUCCGCCACCCAAGCCCCUGUUCGACAAGCUAGUGCGCAACAUACUCGCCAGCAAUCCGCGCGUCACCCGCUUCCAGAUCAACUGGGACGACAGCCACACCAAUGGCAAUGGAGUAGUGCCAGAAAACAACGGGCACAGCGAUGAAAUUAUGAUCGAUGGUCCAUCCACAUUGCAGCAGCAGGAUAGCAUGCAGGACACCCUGCCCAUCGAUUACGGCAUUAUCGCCCUCAACGAGAAGUCAAAUAAACUGGCAAUGAAAUGAACUCUUUCUGGCACUCGAACUGCAACGCAUACAAACACCCCACCCGACCUCGCCCCCUUAAUUAUAAUUUAAAAACAAACGCUUAAAUAUAUGUAUACAUUAAAUUUA